This is a messenger RNA of Macrosiphum euphorbiae (potato aphid), 216 nucleotides long. The record is from the annotation of a GenBank genome assembly. NCBI's taxonomy places the organism in Eukaryota, Metazoa, Arthropoda, Insecta, Hemiptera, Aphididae.
AUGCGUCAGUUUAUCGGAUUACGCGCCAAGUCGUAUGCCUACGAUAUCGAGGGUGCCGUGAAUAUCAGAUCCAAGGGAGUCCAGGGACAUGUUAUUAGAAAUCACCUAACUUUCAACGAUCACAUGCGCUGUUUGUUCACCGACGACGAUGGUUCGGACGCGGAUGAUUAUCGUGAUAAAGAGUUCGACGCGUCAACGGGGAGGCUGAUAGCUUGA